AUGAAGCUCUCAUUUAGAGAUCUCAAGCAACAGAAAUUCACAAUUGAAGCCGAGCCUACGGACACGAUUGCUACUGUCAAAGAAAAGGUUGCCGCCGAGAAAGGAUGGGAGGUCGCUCAACAGAAACUCAUCUACUCUGGCAAGGUCCUCGCUGACGCCAACACUGUCGAAUCCUACAAGAUUGAAGAGAAGGGUUUCAUCCCCAAGGCAGCACCAGCAGCAAAAGCAGGAGGCCCAUCCACCCCUGCUCCCUCAGGAACGACAUCGACUCCAGCACCACCUGCAGCCCCUCAGCCCAAUCCUCCAUCUGCGCCAUCUGCACCCGUACAACCCUCAACCCCUACUCCCGCUCAAGCCCCUGCAGCCUCGACCGGUGCCGACCCCGCAACAUCAGGUUUCAAUGAUCCUUCGGCCUUCCUUGUUGGAAAUCGCAAUGAGUCCACCGUACGCGAGAUGGAAGCCAUGGGCUUUGCAAGACCCGAGAUCGACCGUGCCCUGCGCGCUGCUUACUUCAAUCCCGAUCGUGCCAUUGAGUAUCUUUUGAGUGGUAUCCCAGAGAACAUCCAGGCCGAACAGAGAGAGCGACAGCAACAACAGCAACAGGCUGCUCAACCUGGUGCUCAAGCCGCUGUUGGUUCUCCUCCACCCGCUCAGGCCGCUCAACCUGCAAGUGACGAACCUAUCAACCUGUUCGAAGCCGCCGCCCAAGCCGGCCAGCAAGGUCGAGGAGGUGGCGGUGCUAGAGGCGGUGGCCCUGGUGGUCCAGGAGCCGGCAACCCGCAGAAUAUGGAUUUUCUUCGACAGAGUCCUCAUUUCCAGCAACUUCGUCAGCUUGUCCAACAACAACCUGCCAUGCUUGAACCAAUCCUCCAACAAGUUGCUGAAGGCAACCCACAACUUGCCCAGAUCAUUGGUCAAAAUCAGGAGCAAUUCUUGCAGCUACUGGCUGAGGAUAUUGGUGGGGCCGACGCAAUUGGCGGAAUGGGUGACAGUGGCCCCUUACCUCCUGGUGCAACUCCGAUCAGUGUUACCGACGAGGAGCGUGAUGCGAUUGAACGUCUUUGCCGACUUGGAUUUUCCCGUGACCAGGUCAUCCAGGCAUAUUUCGCAUGUGACAAGAACGAAGAACUUGCCGCCAACUUCUUAUUCGAACAACCUGAUGACGAUGAGCAAUGA
Molecule: messenger RNA, 1176 nt
Organism: Exophiala bonariae
Lineage: Eukaryota; Fungi; Ascomycota; Eurotiomycetes; Chaetothyriales; Herpotrichiellaceae
Exons: 6
Coding region: 1-1176 (391 amino acids)
Biological process (GO): nucleotide-excision repair; proteasome-mediated ubiquitin-dependent protein catabolic process
Cellular component (GO): nucleoplasm; cytosol
Molecular function (GO): ubiquitin binding; damaged DNA binding; polyubiquitin modification-dependent protein binding
Source: RefSeq, a predicted model, not a curated record